Molecule: messenger RNA, 682 nt
Organism: Rhipicephalus microplus (southern cattle tick)
Lineage: Eukaryota; Metazoa; Arthropoda; Arachnida; Ixodida; Ixodidae
Product: teneurin-m-like
Biological process (GO): motor neuron axon guidance
Source: RefSeq, a predicted model, not a curated record
GAGGCCUAGCAGCAGCAGCAAGCGGCGAGCAAGGCGAGCAGCACGUAGAACCGCCAUGGCGCGCCCGCUUCGCCGAAGAAGAGGGACGCGAGCCGACGACCAACGGUCAUCCCGACGCUGUCGCUGAGUGCGCCCGCAAAAGGGCGCGCCGCCGCAGGCGCAGAUGGACUCCCUGCACCGGCGGCCGUACGCGAGUUCGGAGUCAUGGCCCGAGAGCCCGCCGGAGCCGGCACCCGCGGUGCCGCCGCGCAACGCGUACGCAGAGCCGCCCAGCUACAGCGAGACCACAGGCCCCAUGGUGCCGCCGGCCGCGAGCCGCGUCAACCCGCAGCUCAUCAUCGAAGCCCCUCGGGCCGCGUCCACGUCCCUGGCGGCCGCUCUCACCCAGCGGCUAAGGCCGCGCAGCGGCUGGCAGUGGGCCUGCUUGGCGCUGGCCGCGCUCGCCGGCAACCCUCGCCGCGGCGCUGGCUUACGUCGCCGCUGCCGGGCCGGCAGCAAAGCCGUGCGUGCUCCUGGACGUGGCGGCCGAGAGCCUGUCCGCUUCCGCGCCGCCGCCGCCGCCGCACCGGCAUAGCAACAGCCUGCAGCAGUCGCAGCAGCCUCAACAGAAAAACCAGCACAAUCAGCAGCAUAAUCAGCCCGCCGCGCGGGAGCCUUGCAGACCGCCCGCGCAGGCCGACGC